UCUAUGGUCCAGACCAGUAACGAAAUGGGAGGUGUUCGUAGCGGUUCGCAGAGGCUGUCUAGCCAAUCGAAAAGCUGCACAGCUGACGUGGAAUCAAAAACACGGAAGUAACAUUUCUGUGAAAAAUGCUACUGCGUCAAAUAUAUUAGUUUUUACAUAAAGUUUGGAGGAACUGUGCAUGUUUCGUUCAAUUAAAUGGAGAACGACAAAACGCAAUUGGUGGCAACGGAGAAGUAUGGCUCUCUCGAGUCUUGGAAAUAUCAGUUGAAGGGUGGAUUGAUAAAGAGAGAGAGAGAAGGGGAACACGGUGGGACCACAGGAAAUUCCAUUAUCGGCGUGUUCAAAAGUGUCUUCUUGCCCCAAGGGUAUCCAGAGAGCGUCAGUGGUGAUUAUGUGCGGUAUCAGUUUUGGGAUACUCUGCAGGCAUUCUCCAGUUCUCUUUCAGGUACUCUUGCCACCCAGGCCUCAUUAAGGGGUGUUGGGGUUGGAAACCAAGAGGCCACGGUAGCGGCUGCCACGGUUACCUGGUUAUUACGUGAUGGCACAGGCAUGCUGGGGAGAAUCUUAUUUGCCUGGCUUAAGGGGCACAAACUGGAUUCUGAGGCAAAAAAAUGGAGGCUUGUGGCAGAUGUUCUCAAUGAUAUGGCCAUGUUCAUGGAAAUAAUGGCUCCUAACUUCCCAGCAUGCUUCACUCUAAUUGUGUGCUCUGCAGGAAUAUUAAAGGCUAUAGUGGGAGUUGCAGGUGGGGCCACCAGAGCUGCUUUGACUGUUCACCAAGCUCGCAGAGACAACAUGGCUGACAUCUCAGCCAAAGAUGGCAGCCAGGAGACUUUGGUGAAUCUGGCUGGACUUCUGGUCAGUCUGAUCCUUAUUCCUCUGGUCACUGACAAUUCACUGCUGACGUUUGUCCUCUUCUUCCUCUUCACCAUCCUUCACCUUUUUGCAAACUUCAAAGCAGUGCGUUCUGUUGUCAUGGACACCCUUAACGAGGCUCGGCUUGCCAUUGUGUUUCACCAAUACCUAAAAGAUGGACGGAUCCUUAAUCCACUAGAGGCCAAUCAGAAAGAGUCUGUAUUCUUGGAGUUCAGGAGGACAGUGCCAAUUAAACUGGGAGUGAGGUUAAUGGAACUAGUUAGUACCUCAGAGGAACUUCAUAUGGCUAUUUUAAACAAUCAUGAGUCUUACCUUAUCGGAGUCAAACAUGGCUCUGUGUGUGUUUGUUUGGGACCAGGCGCAUCUGUGUGUGAUGAGAUCAGGGCUGUGUGCCAAGCAGUCUGCCUCUGCACUGUCUUACAACCUGUCUCACCUCUAGAGGGUGCUCUCAAGCAACUAUCAAUGUCACACAGGAAGAAUCAUUGGGAACUGGUGUAUGAGAGUCACAAGCUUAUGGACCAAAUUUUCCAUCCAUUCCUCGAAGGUGUGGAGACCGCUGGAUGGCAGACUAGUCGAACCCUACUGGACUGGGAUGAAUGGAGGGUGGACUGGAAGAAGAAACGGAGUUAAAGGAGAAUGGCAGGAGCUCUGGAGUAUACCAACUAACAGGGAAUAGGCUGUUCUCUCUGUCAAACAUUCACUGUGAGAUGGUUAAAGAUUAACGCAAAAAACAGGCUUGUAUGGAUUCUAGCCAUGACCCAAUAUUUGGUAUAGAGGAAAUGCUUCAGAUUUAUACAUCCAGUCAAACAUCUUGGGCCUUAUCUAUUAAUGAAGCUGAAGCACUAAUAUUUGUAAAAAAACAUGUAUGCGAACUGUCACAUUUGUUAAUAUGUUUGCUUGAUAGUGUGCAUAAAUAUAUGCACAGCCGUGACUAGUGCAUAGUGCUGGAGUAAGGAAAUUUUGUGAAGCGUAGAAAAUGUUUUACAUGUAAGAUUUUUUGAUUAUUGGUAUAAUACAUACAUUUUCAAUUGAA
Molecule: messenger RNA, 1906 nt
Organism: Esox lucius (northern pike)
Lineage: Eukaryota; Metazoa; Chordata; Actinopteri; Esociformes; Esocidae
Gene: rusf1
Product: RUS family member 1
Exons: 14
Coding region: 196-1503 (435 amino acids)
Source: RefSeq, a predicted model, not a curated record